CUGAAUGGCUUCCCUGUACACUCUUGUUUUGCAGUUAAUUUAACUGAAGUCCAAGCUCAACAGAUAUUCGACGAGUUUUUCGAAGAAGUUUUUGUUGAAUGUGAAGAAAAGUAUGGUGAAAUUGAAGAGAUGAACGUCUGUGACAACUUGGGGGAUCAUCUGGUGGGUAACGUGUAUAUAAAGUUCCGUCGUGAAGAGGAUGCUGAAAAAGCUGUUCAAGACUUAAACCAGCGAUGGUUUGGCGGUAGACCGGUUCACGCGGAGCUUUCUCCGGUCACGGAUUUCCGAGAGGCUUGUUGUCGACAAUAUGAAUUGGGGGAAUGCACUCGUGGUGGAUUUUGCAACUUCAUGCACUUGAAACCUAUUUCACGCGAACUGUGUCGUAAACUGUACAACCGAAGUAAAAAACGCUACGGUCGGAAACGUCGAUCUCGGUCCCGCUCACGAGAUCGACAUCGUCGAUCGCGAUCCCCUCGUUCGUCCCGCCGGUGA
This is a messenger RNA of Echinostoma caproni, 492 nucleotides long. NCBI's taxonomy places the organism in Eukaryota, Metazoa, Platyhelminthes, Trematoda, Plagiorchiida, Echinostomatidae. The record is from the annotation of a GenBank genome assembly.